AUGGGGCACCCAGUGGUCCUUUCAGUGGCUGUGGCGCCCCCAGGGGCCAUCCUUAGGGGUGGCAACUCUCCCCGAAGACCUCUCAGGAGCAGCAGCGUCCUCAGGGGCCUCCCAGGAGCUGUAGUGCUCCCAGGGGUGCUUAACGGCGGCGCCCCUAGGGCCCUCCCAAGGGAGGCAGCGUCCCCAGGGUCCAUCCUUAAGGGAGGCAGCGACCCCAGGGGCCCUGCCAGGGGCGGUGGUGCCCCCAAAGACCAUCCCAGGGGCAGUGGCACCUCCAGGGACAUCCAAGGGGCUGCAGUGCCCACUGAAACCGUCCCAGGAGUGGCGGCGUUCACAGGGGUGCUCCCGAAGGAAGGUGGCAGAGCCCCAGGGGCUCUGCCGGGAGCUGGGGCACCCCCAAGUGCAAAAACAACUGCCCCCAGAGGCCCUACAGGGGAAGCGCUCCCAUUUGCCCUACCAGGUGCGGCACACCAAGUGGCACUGGCAGGAGCGACGGCGCACUCAGUGGACCUCUCAGGAGCAGUAGCGCCCCGAAGGGGUCUGUGGGGGGCUGUGGCGCUCCCAGGGGGCCCUCCCAGGGUCGGCAGUGCUCUCAGGUGCCCUCCCAAGGGUCACGCAGCCUCCAAGGACCCUCACAGAUGCCGAGGCGCUGUUAGGGGCCCCUACGAGGGUGGCGGAUCCCUAGGGUCCCUUCCAAUGGAGGCAGCGUCCCCAAAGGUCCACAUUAGGGGAGGCGGUGAAAUCAGGGGCUCUGCCAAGAACGGUGGCGCCCCCAGGGGCCCUCCCAUUGGCAGUGGCACCCCUAGAUGCUCUUGCAGGGGCAGCGGCGCCCCCAGGGGCUUUCACAAAGGUAGCGGAUACCCGAGGGACCUUGCCAGAGUCUGUAGCACCCCCAGGACCUCUUACAGAAGCUGUGGUGCCCUAAGGGUCCUCCCAGGAGCGGCGGUGCCCUCCGGGACCCUCUGA
Molecule: messenger RNA, 966 nt
Organism: Homarus americanus (American lobster)
Lineage: Eukaryota; Metazoa; Arthropoda; Malacostraca; Decapoda; Nephropidae
Product: collagen alpha-1(I) chain-like
Exons: 3
Coding region: 1-966 (321 amino acids)
Source: RefSeq, a predicted model, not a curated record